Messenger RNA from Puntigrus tetrazona (Sumatra barb), 1262 nucleotides. Its product is annotated as leukocyte elastase inhibitor-like. Bases 68 to 1231 code for a protein of 387 amino acids. The record is from RefSeq and is a predicted model, not a curated record. The transcript is spliced from 6 exons. Gene Ontology annotation, biological process: negative regulation of endopeptidase activity. Gene Ontology annotation, molecular function: serine-type endopeptidase inhibitor activity. NCBI's taxonomy places the organism in Eukaryota, Metazoa, Chordata, Actinopteri, Cypriniformes, Cyprinidae.
AGCUGGUGUUGAGGAUGAAGGUCUGCUGUUAUUUCAACUACUUCUAUUUCUUGCUCAGCUUGUGAAAAUGGAGCGCUUGUCUGCAGCAAACACAAGAUUUUCUCUCAACCUGUUCAAGAAGAUCAGUGAAGGAAACGCCUCAAAAAAUGUGUUCUACUCUCCGAUCAGCAUCUCCUCGGCUCUGGCCAUGGUGUCUCUCGGAGCUAAAGGAAACACAUCAGAGCAGAUGUUUAAGGUCCUCUGCUUUACCGAUCCUCCCAAACCCAGUGCUCCUCAUUAUUCAGCUGAACAAACUCAUUCAAGCUUCAACAAGCUCAUGAGUGAACUCAACAAACCAGGAGCCCCGUAUGUGUUGAGUCUCGCCAACCGCCUCUACGGAGAGCAAUCCUACCAGUUUGUGGAGAAAUUCCUUAAUGAUGCAAAAAGAUACUAUGAAGCCGGACUGGAGAAGGUGGACUUCAAGAAGAAAUCAGAGGCUGCACGUGUCGACAUCAACAAAUGGGUGGAGAAAAAAACACAAGGAAAGAUCAAGGACUUGCUCACACAGGGAUCCAUCGAUGCGAUGACGAGACUGGUCUUGGUGAACGCCAUCUACUUCAAGGGGAACUGGGAGAAGAAAUUCCCAAAGCAAGCCACCAGAGACGGACAGUUCAAGCUGAACAAGACUCAAACUAAACCAGUGAAGAUGAUGUAUCAGGAAUCAAAGUUUCCACUGGCCUUGAUCCCGGAGAUUGACAGUCAGGUUCUGGAGCUGCCGUAUGUCGGGAAGAAUCUCAGUAUGUUGAUCAUCCUUCCUAACGAGAUUCAAGACGAAACCACCGGCCUUCAGAAGCUUGAAAAGGCACUGACUUAUGAGAAGCUGAUGGAGUGGACCAAACCCAGCAAGAUGCUUCAACAAGAAGUUCAGGUAUCUCUGCCCAGAUUCAAGAUGGAGGAAACCUACGACAUGAAGAGUCUUCUGAUCAGCAUGGGAAUGGAGGACGUGUUUGACGGGAAGAAGGUCGAUCUUUCAGGCAUGUCUCCCAACAAUGAUCUGGUGGUGACCAAGGUGAUCCAUAAAGCCUUUGUUGAAGUAAACGAGGAAGGAACCGAAGCGGCUGCAGCCACCGGAGCCGUCGUGGCCAAUCGUUCAUUUGCGCAGAUGUUUAUUGCAGAUCAUCCGUUCGUUUUCUUCAUCCGUCAUAAUUCCUCCAACAGCAUUCUGUUUUAUGGACGCUUCUGUUCUCCUUGAAGAUGGUAGUAAUAAAGAUAGUAAUGUUCUU